Cylas formicarius (sweet potato weevil) is the source of this 852-nucleotide messenger RNA. Its product is annotated as glucose dehydrogenase [FAD, quinone]-like. The record is from RefSeq and is a predicted model, not a curated record. The transcript is spliced from 3 exons. The coding region runs from base 1 to 852 and encodes 283 amino acids. Lineage: Eukaryota; Metazoa; Arthropoda; Insecta; Coleoptera; Brentidae. Gene Ontology annotation, molecular function: oxidoreductase activity, acting on CH-OH group of donors; flavin adenine dinucleotide binding.
AUGAUUUUUAUCAAUCCAACGCAGCAUGACAACAUAGAUAUCAGAGACCACAUAGCUUACCCCGGCCUCAACUACAUGGUGGAUCCAGAUCUAGUAAAUGAUUUCAUGAAAACCCGACGAACCGGAGGAGUUGAAUCAAUCGGAUUCCUCUUCGGAAAAUCGAAACAUAGGCCGGACGUCGAGCUCGUGCUCGUAAACAAGUUAAUAAAUAAAAAGUUGAAAUCAUGGGUCGGCAUAUCCGAUAAGGUCUACAAGAAAAACUACAAAAUGGCGGAGCACUUAUUCGGCAUGCAUAUUUUUCCGAUUCUGUUGCAUCCGCAGUCGAACGGCACCGUCAGAUUACAAUCGAAAAACCCCAAAUGCGAACCCGAGAUCAGAACAAAUUAUUUAAAACAUCCCUUGGACGUGCAACGUCUCGCGGAUGCCAUUAUAUUCAUCGACGAAAAUUUGACUCGGACCACCGAAUUCGAAAAGAUUAGACCAGUCCUUUACCCAGCACCCAUUUGCGACAACUUGCCCUAUAAGUCGAGAGAAUACUGGGAGAAGGCGUUGACAAAACUGGUAGUAUCGUUCGGCGAUUACAUGGGGGGAAACAAAAUGGGUGCCAGAUCAGACACAUCCUCGGUUGUCGAUUGCGGAUUUAGAAUACGGGGGCUGAAAAACGUGAGAAUUGUCGACGCGAGUGUGAUUCCGGUGACAAUGUCCGGACACGUGGAGGCGACGGUAGUCAUGCUAGCCGAAAAGGCGGCAAAAAUCAUCAAAAGGACUUACAAAAGGUCCUCAUGCUACAACGAUAAAAGUAGGGAACGGCGAAACCAACUGAAUUACAAACAACUAUCUUGUUACAAAUAA